AUGGCCAAGAUGGCACCGGCGGACUUCGCCCCCAGCACUGGCCGUAGCCCGGCAGCCGGCCAGUGUCCAGACAGCAAAGGUGCUGCAGGUCUUCUUCCCAAGCGCAGCCAAUGUCGACGUCAAAGAGGAUUUAGCUGGGUAGUAGCAGCAGUAGAAAGCCUGAACUCCUACUGGGACUAUCACUGCAACUACCAGGUAUCACUAGCGCUGCUGCAACCAUUCUACAGCAAGCCUUCAGCUAACCUUGACGGACAAAACAAUGGCGAGAUAUUGAUCCUAUGGCUUAUAUGGAUUGUUCUGAUUAAUGGGGUUACGAAUGUCAGAGCUGGUGCAUGUGGCAAGGGAAGAGCAUGCUAUAUUAUUGUGUAUGAUCUGAGUAUUUCACAAAUUCUGUAG
This is a messenger RNA of Miscanthus lutarioriparius, 396 nucleotides long. Lineage: Eukaryota; Viridiplantae; Streptophyta; Magnoliopsida; Poales; Poaceae. The record is from the annotation of a GenBank genome assembly.